Messenger RNA from Paralichthys olivaceus (Japanese flounder), 1552 nucleotides. It is a transcript of the gene ing3, whose product is annotated as inhibitor of growth family, member 3. The record is from RefSeq and is a predicted model, not a curated record. Gene Ontology annotation, biological process: regulation of DNA-templated transcription. Gene Ontology annotation, cellular component: NuA4 histone acetyltransferase complex. Lineage: Eukaryota; Metazoa; Chordata; Actinopteri; Pleuronectiformes; Paralichthyidae.
CCCGCUGACGUCAGCAGGUGUGACCUCAGUGUUUUUCUCAGAGACGCAGCGGCUGACGGCGCCAUAUUGGAAGAAAAGAAUUGUUCCCUAAAACGCGUGAAACCUCGGAUUUGGCGCCAUGUUGUACCUGGAGGAUUACCUGGAGAUGAUCGAGCAGCUUCCCAUGGAUCUCCGCGACAGGUUUACGGAAAUGAGGGAGAUGGACCUGCAGGUUCAGAACGCCACCGAUCAGCUGGAGCACAAAGUGAUCGAGUUCUUUGUCAACGCAAAGAAGAACAAACCUGAGUGGAGAGAGGAACAGAUGGAGGUCAUUAAAAAGGAUUAUUACAAAGCUCUGGAAGAUGCAGAUGAAAAAGUUCAGCUGGCCAAUCAGAUUUAUGAUCUGGUCGACCGUCAUCUGCGCAAACUGGACCAGGAACUGGCCAAGUUCAAGAUGGAGCUGGAGGCAGACAACGCCGGCAUCACUGAGAUCCUGGAGAGACGGUCGUUAGAGAUGGACAGUCCGUCUCAACCAGUCAACAACCAUCACGUCCACUCUCACACCACCACUGAGAAGAGGAAGUACAGCGCUCCGACUCAUCACACGACAGAGCACGUUCCAGAGAAGAAGUUUAAAUCUGAAGCUCUGCUGUCGACCCUCACGUCAGACGCUUCAAAAGAAAACACGCCAGGCUGUCGCACCAACAGCACGUCCUCAUCCACCAACAACGUGUACAGUGUGAACUCGUCUCAGCCUCUGGCCUCUUACAACCUGAGCUCCCUGCCUGCGGGGCCUGGGGCCGGAGCCGGGGCCAUCACCAUGGCAGCUGCUCAGGCUGUUCAGGCGACAGCACAGAUGAAGGAGGGCAGGAGGACGUCCAGUCUCAAAGCGAGUUACGAAGCCAUCAAGAACAACGACUUCCAGCUCGGCAGAGAGUUCUCUCUGUCCCGGGACAGCACUGGAUACUCCUCCUCUGCUCUGGCCUCCACUCUCACCCAGACCCUCACCCCCACCACCGCCUCUGACUCCAGGGGGCGCAAGUCCAAAAGCAGCAUCAAGUCUUCUAAUCAUCAGUCGUCUUCAUCGUCCUCCUCUUCCUCUCUGUCAUCGUGCUCGUCAUCGUCAGCGCUGGCCCAGGAGCUUUCCCAGCAGGCCUCAGCGCUACCUGAGGCUGAAGCCAACAGUCAGGUGGACUGGACCUACGACCCCAACGAGCCCCGAUACUGCAUCUGUAACCAGGUUUCUUAUGGAGAAAUGGUCGGCUGCGAUAACACAGAUUGUCCAAUCGAGUGGUUCCACUACGGCUGCGUCGGACUGACCGAGGCUCCCAAGGGGAAGUGGUACUGUCCUCAGUGUACGGCCGCCAUGAAGAGGAGAGGCAGCCGCCACAAAUAGACUCACUGCUCUGUCUGCCAUGUUGGAUUUUAACCUUGUAACACACUGCAGAACCAUAGAGGUCAGAGGUCAACGGGCUGCUCACACAGCGGCUGACACGUUCAAAUCUUUGUGCCAACAAACGGAUCGAAGCCACAAGAAGGAAAAUAAAUCAAAUGUUUUUGUUUGACCCAAAAA